UUUUUGGUGCUGUGUUCACUCUCACUGACAUGUGUUUGACAAUAUCUACAUAACCUAAAAAAAAUCAAAAGUCAAAUAGCAAAAACUCAAAAAGGACCGUUUUCAUCAAUAUGGGUAAAUUUUCGAGGGACAGGCGUGAUAUUUUUUAUCGAAAGGCCAAAGAACAAGGCUGGCGGGCCCGUAGUGCAUUUAAACUUCUCCAAAUCGAUGAGAAAUUCAACAUUUUGGAAGGUGUAACAAAGGCCGUGGAUCUAUGUGCGGCACCAGGAAGUUGGAGCCAGGUUCUGUCCCGUCGCUUAUAUCUAGGCGAGAAGAUUAAUAUUAAGCCAAAAUGUAAGCUGUUUUACACCGAGAACGAAGAUUACAUGAGCGAGGAUAUGGUGGAAUGCAGCACAUCGAAAAUUGUUGAGCCAAAAAAAGAGGAAGUUACAGAAACACCACAAAAGAACAAAGACGUUAAGAUUGUCGCUGUUGAUUUGCAACCAAUGUCGCCUCUGCCUGGGGUUAUCCAGCUCCAGGGGGACAUAACAGAGUACAAGACAGCCGAAGCCAUUAUCAGCCACUUUGAGGGAGAUCAUGCGGAUUUGGUUGUUUGCGAUGGGGCCCCAGAUGUCACUGGACUUCAUUGUAUUGAUAUUUACAUUCAAGCCCAACUUUUAUUAGGUGCGUUGCACAUCACUUGCAACGUUCUUAAGCCAGGGGGCACUUUCGUGGCUAAAAUAUUCCGGGCUAAAGACUGUGAUUUGCUGACCCAGCAGCUGCUCAUGCUGUUUGAGGAUGUGAUCACUGUCAAACCAACUAGCUCGCGCAAUUCCAGUAUCGAAGCGUUUGUUGUUUGCCGUAAAUUCAAACCGCCGAAAGGUUUUGAUCCGAUGUUAAUAACACCGUUUCUUGAUGUCUCAAACAGAGAUUUUUCUUCUCUUUCUGGGGUAAAUCGCGUAGUAAUACCAUUUAUAGUUUGUGGCGAUAUCAGCGCUUACGAUUCCGAUACAACCUAUCCUCUGCAGCUUGAAGGGGAGGAGCCCUACCAGUAUCACCCGCCGGUGCAGCCCCCAAUAGCCCCUCCCUACUAUUUUGUAGAUGAUCCGGACAAAAAAGAAAAAAAAUCAAAGAAAUCGCAGCCAAAGGCAAGCAGCAGUCGGAGUUCUGAUUUACCAGAUAUUUCCCAAAUGACUUUAUCUGAUAAAAGUGAAAGUUCACAAUCUACACAUAAAACCGAAAGUUCACACUCUACACAGUUGGGUUUGGCUCCGGAACUGAAGUUCCAAGACUUGUUGCAAAAAGUUACAAAAAUUCGUGAAAGAAAAUCUGAAAAAAAGUUUGUCGAGAAAGUGGAAUCCAAUGAAACAGAUGAGGAGACGCUGGCUUUUCUUACAGGACUAACGCAAAGUUUAAAUCUAGAACAAGGGACUCCUGAAUAUGAGAAACUAGUCUCAACUCUGCUAGGUCCUGGAUCCUCUACUUGUACUUGUGUACACAAAUUAAAUGAAUGAUUUAAUUUUUUUAUUAUUAUUUUAUUGUAAUAAGUGUGUGAAAAUACAUUAUUCCACAUAAA
Molecule: messenger RNA, 1555 nt
Organism: Tribolium castaneum (red flour beetle)
Lineage: Eukaryota; Metazoa; Arthropoda; Insecta; Coleoptera; Tenebrionidae
Product: tRNA (cytidine(32)/guanosine(34)-2'-O)-methyltransferase
Exons: 5
Coding region: 111-1493 (460 amino acids)
Biological process (GO): tRNA methylation; cytoplasmic translation
Cellular component (GO): cytoplasm
Molecular function (GO): tRNA methyltransferase activity
Source: RefSeq, a predicted model, not a curated record